AUGUCUAAAGGAAAAGUCUGUUUAGCUUACUCUGGUGGUCUAGAUACCUCUAUUAUCUUAGCCUGGUUAUUGGAACAAGGCUAUGAAGUCAUCGCAUUCAUGGCAAACGUUGGUCAAGAAGAAGACUUUGCCGCAGCUGAAAAGAAAGCUUUAGCCAUUGGUGCAAACAAAUUCGUCUGUGUAGACGUCCGUGAAAAAUUCGUCACUGAUAUCCUAUUCCCUGCAGUUCAAGUCAAUGCUGUCUAUGAAGACGUCUAUCUAUUAGGUACGUCUUUAGCAAGACCAGUCAUCGCUCAAGCACAAAUUGACGUCGCUGAAAAAGAAGGCUGUUUCGCUGUAGCUCACGGUUGCACAGGUAAAGGUAAUGAUCAAAUCAGAUUCGAAUUAUCCUUCUACGCUCUAAAACCUGAUGUUAAAGUUAUUGCUCCAUGGAGAUUACCAGAAUUUUUCAAUAAAUUUGCUGGCAGAAAGGACUUAUUAGAUUAUGCCGCUGAAAAGGGUAUUCCAGUCACUCAGACUAAGGCAAAGCCAUGGUCCACUGAUGAAAACGAAGCUCAUAUUUCGUAUGAGGCCGGUAUUCUUGAAGAUCCAAACACUACCCCCCCAAAAGAUAUGUGGAAAUUAAUUGUUGAUCCAACUGAUGCUCCUGAUAAGCCACAAGAUUUGUCCAUCGAAUUUACUAAAGGUCUCCCAACUAAGUUAACUUACUUCUGUGAAAAGUCUAGUAAGGAGAUUUCUGUUACUUCGCCCCUAGACAUUUUCUUAGCUGCCUCUAAUUUAGCAAGAGCCAAUGGUGUCGGUAGAAUCGACAUUGUGGAAAAUCGUUACAUCAAUUUGAAAUCAAGAGGUUGUUAUGAACAAGCUCCAUUGACUGUUUUGAGAAAGGCUCAUUUAGAUCUAGAAGGUCUAACUCUCGACAAAGAGGUCCGUGGAAUUAGAGAUCAAUUUGUUACCCCAACCUAUUCGAAAUUAUUGUACAAUGGCUCUUAUUUUACUCCAGAAUGUGAAUAUAUCAGAUCUAUGAUCAAGCCUUCGCAAGAAACUGUAAAUGGUACGGUUAGAUUAAGCCUCUAUAAGGGUAAUGUCAUUGUUCUCGGCAGAUUCUCUAAUACCGAAAACCUUUAUGAUGCAACCGAAUCCUCCAUGGAUGAAUUAACUGGCUUUUUACCAACGGACACUACUGGUUUCAUUGCCAUUCAAGCCAUUAGAGUUAAAAAGUAUGGUGAAGCUAAGAGAAAUAAAAAUGAAAAAUUAACCUUGUAA
Messenger RNA from Kazachstania africana CBS 2517, 1263 nucleotides. RefSeq names its product argininosuccinate synthase (gene ARG1). Gene Ontology annotation, cellular component: cytoplasm. Gene Ontology annotation, molecular function: ATP binding; argininosuccinate synthase activity. Bases 1 to 1263 code for a protein of 420 amino acids. The transcript has a single exon. NCBI's taxonomy places the organism in Eukaryota, Fungi, Ascomycota, Saccharomycetes, Saccharomycetales, Saccharomycetaceae. The record is from RefSeq and is a predicted model, not a curated record. Gene Ontology annotation, biological process: L-arginine biosynthetic process; urea cycle.